AUGCGUAGAGGCCGAGGGGGAGAAGAGGCCGAGGGGGAGAAGAGGCCGAGGGGGAGAAGAGGCCGAGGGGGAGAAGAGGCCGAGGGGAAGAAGAGGCCGAGGGGGAGAAGAGGCCGAGGGGGAGAAGAGGCCGAGGGGAAGAAGAGGCCGAGGGGAAGAAGAGGCCGAGGGGAACAAGAGGCCGAGGGGAACAAGAGGCCGAGGGGGAGAAGAGGCCGAGGGGGAGAAGAGGCCGAGGGGGAGAAGAGGCCGAGGGGAACAAGAGGCCGAGGGGAACAAGAGGCCGAGGGGAACAAGAGGCCGAGGGGAACAAGAGGCCGAGGGGAAGAAGAGGCCGAGGGGAAGAAGAGGCCGAGGGGAAGAAGAGGCCGAGGGGAAGAAGAGGCCGAGGGGAACAAGAGGCCGAGGGGAAGAAGAGGCCGAGGGGAAGAAGAGGCCGAGGGGAAGAAGAGGCCGAGGGGAAGAAGAGGCCGAGGGGAAGAAGAGGCCGAGGGGAAGAAGAGGCCGAGGAGUAUCGGAAGACUGGCGUGUUCAAGUGCGUAUUCUGUGGAAUCCUGA
Messenger RNA from Procambarus clarkii (red swamp crayfish), 558 nucleotides. RefSeq names its product octapeptide-repeat protein T2-like. Lineage: Eukaryota; Metazoa; Arthropoda; Malacostraca; Decapoda; Cambaridae. The record is from RefSeq and is a predicted model, not a curated record.